Peromyscus leucopus (white-footed mouse) is the source of this 6629-nucleotide messenger RNA. RefSeq names its product paired box 5 (gene Pax5). The transcript has 11 exons. Gene Ontology annotation, molecular function: DNA-binding transcription factor activity, RNA polymerase II-specific; RNA polymerase II cis-regulatory region sequence-specific DNA binding. NCBI's taxonomy places the organism in Eukaryota, Metazoa, Chordata, Mammalia, Rodentia, Cricetidae. The record is from RefSeq and is a predicted model, not a curated record. Gene Ontology annotation, biological process: anatomical structure development; regulation of transcription by RNA polymerase II. Bases 459 to 1367 code for a protein of 302 amino acids.
AAAAGAAAGAAAUAAAAGGAAAAAAGAAAGGAAGGGGGAAAGGGGGUACAAAAAAGUGGAAACUUUCCCCCCUGUCCAUUUCAUCAAGUCCUGAAAUAUCAAAAUGGAUUUAGAGAAAAAUUACCCGACUCCUCGGACCAUCAGGACAGGAGGCUUGGAGAGGGACCCCACGGCUGCAGAGGUGUUUUCUGAGCCCAGCUCACACGGUGCCUGGCCUGGUGGCGCGGCUCCAUAGGCUCUCUGAGCAGCCCUUUGGCGCCGAGAGGCAGCGGCGCGGGCCGACCUGCAGUCUGGAGCGCCCCGAUGGAAAUACACUGUAAGCACGACCCGUUUGCAUCCAUGCAUAGUAUUAUGAGACAGGAAGCAUCAAGCCAGGGGUGAUUGGAGGAUCCAAACCAAAGGUUGCCACUCCCAAAGUGGUGGAAAAAAUCGCUGAGUAUAAACGCCAAAAUCCGACCAUGUUUGCCUGGGAGAUCAGGGACCGGCUGUUGGCAGAGCGGGUGUGUGAUAACGACACAGUGCCCAGCGUCAGCUCCAUCAACAGGAUCAUCCGGACAAAAGUACAGCAGCCCCCCAACCAGCCAGUCCCAGCUUCCAGUCACAGCAUAGUGUCUACAGGCUCCGUGACGCAGGUGUCAUCGGUGAGCACCGACUCUGCAGGCUCCUCGUACUCCAUCAGUGGCAUCCUGGGCAUCACGUCUCCCAGUGCCGACACCAACAAGCGCAAGAGGGAUGAAGGUAUCCAGGAGUCUCCAGUGCCGAACGGCCACUCACUUCCAGGCAGAGACUUCCUCCGGAAGCAGAUGCGGGGAGAUCUGUUCACACAGCAGCAGCUGGAGGUGCUGGACCGCGUGUUCGAGAGGCAGCACUACUCAGACAUCUUCACCACCACGGAGCCCAUCAAGCCAGAGCAGUGGUGCCCGGUGCUGAUGAGACAAUACUUGGUGCAGCCCCAGGCAGUCCUUUUCCAGACCACAGAGUAUUCAGCCAUGGCCUCGCUGGCCGGAGGCCUGGAUGACAUGAAAGCCAAUUUGACAAGCCCCACCCCUGCGGACAUCGGGAGCAGUGUGCCGGGCCCACAGUCCUACCCCAUUGUCACAGGCCGCGACUUGGCAAGCACGACCCUCCCUGGGUACCCUCCGCACGUCCCCCCCGCUGGACAGGGCAGCUACUCUGCACCAACGCUGACAGGGAUGGUGCCUGGGAGUGAAUUUUCUGGGAGCCCCUACAGCCACCCUCAGUAUUCCUCCUACAAUGAUUCAUGGAGGUUCCCCAACCCAGGACUGCUUGGCUCCCCAUACUAUUACAGCGCCGCAGCCCGAGGAGCGGCCCCACCUGCCGCAGCCACCGCCUACGACCGCCACUGACCCUCAGAGCCAUGUGGGCACCGAUUCUUCAACGCGUUUCAUUGAGGUAGACAGCUUCCUAACCCCCCAGACAGACAGAGGGGCCCAACAAUGGCGUCUCCCAUCCCAUCCCACACACAGCUGAAGCAUCCUCCCCUCCAUUUUUCCCUGCCUAGGAUCCAGGUAGGGCGGCUGGACUUCUGGAUUCUUAUCCAUGUCAAGAGUCAAUUGACAAGCUUCUCCGAAGCGGUGACAGGGUCUCUGCUGUUCUGAAGACCAAUGCAGCCAAGCCCAGCCUACCAGUCCUCCUGACUGUCUGACCAUCUGUGGGUUUCAGCCACGGCAGGCCCGCAAAGGAGAGCUGGCUUUUGUUGCUUCCCAGAACCCAUGUAUAUACCUUCUCCUUCCCUGUGGCCCUGAAGGUCUGACAGAGCAGAUUACCCACAAUGCACAGGCUAUCUUCCACCUCUGCACAGAACACCCUUCCCUCUGCCCUGGUGCCCUGUCAGGUAUCUCAAAGCCGUCUUUGAAACUGAUAGUGGCCACCUUGAGGAUGCCCAGCCUCUAGUCCACUUCUCGAAUAUCUACAAGGCUCACUGGUGGUCAUGGCACAAGCUUCCCCUGAGGUUCCCCCCAAGAGGAAUACACUCCGGGGAGACACCCUGGCCUCUUGCCUCCAUUUCCACGGAGCCACCGUAGUGUCAAUGGUCCUUUUCUCAAUCAAGGGACUCCAAGAGAACUGCCUGGGACAGCUGCUGUCCUAAAGAAAGAGGUCAUCCAUCUAAGCACUGAUGGCAUUGUGACUCUGAAUAGCGAUCUGGAUCAAAAGAUCAUCGGACCCAGGUCAAGUCUGAUGGCCCCUGGAACCACCAAACUGAGUAUGUUUGCCGAGGCACGCCCAAGCUCAGACCUCUUUGGACAUCAGCCAUGGGCACUUUGCAACCAUCCUUUGGGACCCCAAUGGAUCCUGGGAGAGUCUGUCCCAGCCACAGAGACGGUGGCUGGCAGAAAGGACCGAUGCCGGCACUGGGGACCAGCACACCCUGCAGGCAUCAGCCAGGACCCGAGCUUCCUCUCAAGCAGCGCUGCCACCCUUGGGGGGCACCGAGUGUGGCUGGGCACGGAGGUGCUGGGGAUGGGGGCAGGGGCCCGGCCUACACCUGCAGGUCAGCUUGUUCAUACAAGGUGUCGAGAUGGAACUCGCUGUGGGAAGGCAGAGGAAUCCAUGGGAGACAGAGGAAGGGCCAGGGGAGGGUCAGGCCAAACACUGAGGAACCGGUGGGCGACUUGAGGGUGGGCUUGAGUCUGGGGGGCCCGGUGAUACAAUUCAUUCAUCUGGAACCUCUAUUCUCUGCACAGUCCGUCCUGCCAACUCCAAACAGCAGAGGAGAACCCCUGUCUAAACUGAGGCUUAACACGACCGCUUUCACAUGACAGCGUCCCUAGGGUCUGCUGUCUUGUGGGACCUCAGACCCUUGACCUCUCUGAGCCUCUGCUGGGCUGACAGCUGGCUGAGCUCACUAGUUUUCCUCCUCUCCCUUCCUCCCUUCGUCCCAGGGCUGAGGCAGGGCAGUGUCACCUGGGGCAGGCCCUCCCUUUUGAGCAAGCACGUGGGAUCUUGCUAACGUUCCAGUCAAGUGUAAAGGGUGGGAACCGAAAAGCCUUCAGAAAGACCUGGGGUAGUUCUGAGAGGAAACUGAGGCCCAGCUUAGGGAACCAGAACCAGAUGGGGAGACCAAACAGACCCCCCCCACACACACACAAGUGUUUUGUGCCUCAAUACCUCCCACAGGGCAGUGGGACAAAAGAAGAAACUGAGGCUGUUAAGUGGAGUCCCCAUUGACUGGCAGAGGUAGGGCUGGGACUUGGGCCCCUUUAGCACAUGGCGGUCGCUGUCACCUCCAUCUAGCCAUCUCUUGUACCCGGGAGGGAAGGGACCGUGAGGAUGGUAGGAGGCACCAUUUGUCCCGGUACUCCAGAUCAGGCUUCCGAACGGGUACAACUGCCAAGGCUUCCUGUCACCCGGCCAGAGGCAAGGCGCGUGAGCUCGAAGCAGGCUUAGUGCUUGAGGAACUUGCUGGCAAAGGAAGGUAGCCGGGGCCCCAGCCCACCUCCAGGAGCUGAGUGGGCUGCAUUCAGCUUCCACUUGUCAGCUAAGGUAGGAGAAGGCCCCAUCCUCAUCUCUCCUCUGUCCCGUGCCGCUGGUCUCUUAGAGUGGUGUUCACCCUGGGCUCCUGGCAGUUCCAAGCUGCAAGAGGGCAGCCUCCCUGUGCCAGCCUUCCAUGUGUACACCUCCCUCCCUUCCUCAGCAAAGCCCACCCAGCCCAGCAGUGGCUCCCCCUCCCCCGCCACCUGAUCAUGCCCAUGUAAGGAGCUCCGUCUGUGUGUCUUUCCUCUCUCCCCUGAGGUGCUGCUGGGCCUCAGAUUGGAGCCUGUAUUUGUGAGGCACCCCAUGGUUCCUGGGGUACCAGGGAGAAGCACAAGGGAGCAGAAGCACAUGGCUGCUCACGCACACACUGCUCUCGCCGGCUCUUGAGGUGCAGAUGCACGUGAGUGUUCUCACAUUUGCACACCUGCUCUCUCCAGCCAGCACGCGCACACUGCAGAGACACAUGCCAGAGAAUUCAAAACGGAGUCUGAGGCUUCCCCAGCCCCAUGGCAGGAGGCCUGGUGAAAAGAGAUCUUUUCACACCAUCUGUCCAGCUCCAGCCUGAGCACUUGUGAUGAUAUCCCAAGCCCACCUUUGCUGAGGCACCUGCUUAGAGAUUGUGCCUUCCUAACCGACACUGCUUUGUAAUGCUCCACUAUCCCAUGGGGCAAAAAUCCUGACGUCCAAGGCUCCCUGUGAAGAUGAGGAUGAAGAGAAUCCUCAGAUCCCCGAGCCACAUUCUUGGCACACAGAGUUCAGCUCCUGUCGUGAAGUGCAUGACCUGAAGACUCCCACCCUAGCACUCCAGAUUUCCCCCAGACCCACGAGAAGGAAAGAACAGAGCCCAAAAGUUGGUCCAGUAACAGGAAGGGGCUGGGGACUGGUGGCCCUGCUGGUCCCAUUAACACUGACACUUUCAGUCUUUACCUAAAUUCACAGGAACACUUUUAAGUGUUCACAUGGAGCCUUUCCCUGAUGUACCCCGAGGCUCCCAGGACAGUGUGUCCAAGCCCAUGUCACAGUCCCUGGCAGGGCCUAGACACGAACAGGUUCUGGCUCGCAGCGCAUAAAGCAACAGUUCCAUGAGCCAUCUCCGUUCCCUUUUCUCUGCCCUUUCUACUUUGGAACAAACUGUGGCAAUGUGCAGGGAUGCCUGGGCUAUCCAGAUUGCAAUGUCUGAGCCCAGCCAGACAUUGGUUCAAAGCCACCCUCUGGGCAGGGUACAAAGCAGCAGGGUAUGGUGCAUCUCCCUGUGUCUAGAGCAUGAUGGGCAUCUCAAUAGUGAAAACUUUAAAAACACCCCGUUAGUCAAAGGAAAGGCACCCAUGGGCUGAAUGGAGCCCAUCAGCCACCGACCUGUGAGCCACAGUCCUGUCAAAAGCCCUUCUGGUCUCUCCUCACUCUUCCGCGAACACUUGGAGAAGACAGGAGGGGGAUGGGAGAUGUGCAAACAGUUUGAACUUGGGAAGUGGUGGUGGGGUGAAAGAUGCACGUGGUGGGUCUGAGGGGAGCUGGCAGUCUUCUGUGUAUGGAGCCCCAGAUGUGGCCACAGGGCAUUGAGGGGUGAAAUCCCUUUAUGAGGAGUCAGGCUUCAGAGUGACGGCUGGUGCCUUUGGCAGCCUCAGCUCCAUCCACCCCCUUGUGGGUGACAUUUCAGCUAGAAUUUAACUCCGAGCCAUGGGGAGCAAAUCUUAAAAACAAACCGAGCACUCCCAAACAAAUACUAGGAACAAGUGGAGACAGAAACGCGGUCUCCCAGGAGACCCCUGCACAGGCCAGGCCAGGCUAGAGCAAGCUGACCCCGGAAGUCUCUGCGUUAGACCAGCUCCAUGGUGGCCCUGGCCUUGUCGCCCAUCUGGAGUCUGCCUGUGAUGGUUUCCAGGCACAAAGUGGUGCACCUGGGUAAAUUUAUUCCUUUAGUGCUUUACCUCCCAGAGGUCCAAGGCAUGUGCAUUUCUUAAAAGGAAACAAAAUCCGUGACUGGAGACGUGGACAGUCAGGCCACGACAUCUCGCCUUGAGUCUGCCCUACCUCCCAGUGGCCGCUUCAGCCCCUUGGCCCUGUUGUCCUGGGCCUCAAGAUUCCUGUCUGCAUAUUCAUGAGGGAGCCACAGAGUCGAUCCACACUUGCCUGCUGUCAGCUAAGGCUGUUCCUCCAGUGGCAGCCAGGUCCCCAAGGGCCAGCUGCAGGGCACAUAGUGAGUCCCUUGCCCAGGUGCUGUUCGGGUGUAGAUGCAGUUUCUGUAGAGAGAGGGGCAUGCUGGGAGCAGCAGGCACCCACCUAUCGGUCUUUGGUGAUUCCUCAGCACUGAGGACCAGUUCCUGGACACUCCCAGGACCAACAGGGAACUCAUAUCUGAUCACUGCCAAUUCCUGGGUUUUAAUCCAGAAGUUCCUCUGAGUUCGUCUCCAGGUGAGAUGAGGUUGAACACAGCCACCCUUUAGUACCUCUAGAUUCUUCUGACCACACCUUAGUCUCCUGAGCAGCACCAAGUUGCUGUUUCUGUCCUCACUGUGGGAGUGGCAUGGCAUGUUGGUGACCUCUCAGUGGGAUCAGGCUCAGCCUGGACAGCUUUGAGCCCAGAGCAGAGAGGGCAGAGAGAAAACAAAUAAAAGACGAGGGACUGGCGGUUCUGUGCUUCCCACUGACUCUAAGACCUGGCUUCAGGAGACCAAUCUGUAGUCUCACUUGACCUGGUUCACUCACCUGCUAAGUUGCACAUGGGGGUACAGUCCCCCAAACCACCAUUCAGGCGGUGCAUCCCUGGUCUUCUCCAAAAGCACCACCGAGAACAUGUGACGAUGAGCUUUUGAUUUACAAAUGGUACAUUUCACUUAGAGUGGGACAGAAAGGAAACCACUUAAUGACCCCCUCGUUUCCAAGCAUGAGUACAUUUUAAUGAAACGAUUUUAUUGUAUUUGAGGAAAUGGAGAGUUGAAAAUUCCAACCAAUCAAUAGCCAAUUAGUUGCUAUAAAGUUAAAAAGAAAAUAAAUCCCGUCUAUUUCAAACAUCCUGCAAAACUCAGAGCCUCAUAGUCAGGCCUUCCUCUUUAUGCCGUGUGCACACGUGCAUGGACAAGGGAGUUCACACACACGUGCGCGCACACAUACACACAGACAUAGUCUCACCACAU